CAGUUGGUUUGGCGGGUUCCUCUCGCUGCUCCGCUCUGGUUUUUCUUCGGCCUCCACCAUCACCACCACCACCAUCACAACCACCACUCGCUUUCCCCGUCACUUUACCUGCUCUUUCAAACCGCGCCUCGGCCUCGCCUACCCCUCCUCCACUUCGCCUUCGAACGCCGUCAAAAUAUUCGCCGGCGAAGAUUUUCCCCUCAGGAGACCCCCCCCUCACCCGCCCUGCCCGCCCGCCCGCCCCGCUCUGCCCUGCUCUGCGUGCUCCAUUGACGUCGCGGUCACUUUCUUUAUUAAUUGCCGUGGUUUCUUUUUGUUCCUCAUCGUCAUUCGCGUGGUCGACGACGAUUUUCGUUGGUUUGCGAUGGCCGUCAACGUUCACGCCACGUCUGUGACGACAGAAAACCUCUCCCGGCACGACAUCAUCAACUGGAUCAACGAAACACUGCAGCUGCAAUACAGCAAGAUCGAACAGCUCUGCUCUGGUGUGGCAUACUGCCAGUUCAUGGACAUGCUGUUCCCCGGCUGCAUCUUGCUCAAGAAGGCCAAGUUCCAGGCCAAGCAUGAGCACGAAUAUCUGCACAACUUCAAGCUGUUACAAGUCGCCUUCAAGAAGAUGGGCGUGGACAAGGUGAUACCGGUGGACAAGCUGGUGAAGAGCAAGUUCCAGGACAACUUUGAGUUCGUGCAGUGGUUCAAGAAGUUCUUCGACGCCAACUACGACGGCAAGGAGUACGACCCGAUGGGAGCGAGGCACGGCAUGCAGGGCCCCGUGGCGUCUGGCAGCGUCGAGCAGCUGGCGCCGAAGACGCGCAAGCCGGUCUGCCCAACCGCCCCGCGCAUAGUGCCGGUCCAGCGCAUGGGGGCAGCCUCCCCAGCGACCCAAGCCAGCGCAGGGCCCCGGAGGCUGCCAGCCGGGGGGGCGGCGGCGGCGGCGGCGGCGGCGUCACGCAACGGGUGCGGGGAGGACCCUGCGGUGGCCGAGCUCGGCCAACAGCUUACAGACUUGAAGUCCACAGUGGAGACGCUGGAGAAGGAGCGGGACUUCUACUUUGGAAAACUGCGCGAGAUCGAGGUUCUGUGUCAGAGCACCGAUGACAAGAUGCCCGUCAUCCGAAGCAUCUGCGACAUCCUCUACGCCACGGAGGAUGGAUUCCAGGUGCCGGAAGACGAGGUGGAGGGAGAGCAAGAGUCGUACUAAACACUGCUGCACAUGCCCACGGCGCCAGCCCACGGCGCCAGCCACACCGCAACCACGCGUCGCGACCGAGUGGUGCCACACGCACCGCAUGGGAACACGCGGGUCGCCACGCACGCACCACACGCACCACGCCGAGCCAAACCUAUCGCACGCCACACGCGCACACGCACCGUACAAACGCGCACGUCACGGCGCGCAAAACCAAACGUGCCGCGCGUCACAGACAUGCGCGCGAUGCCACAUCGCGCGCUCUCUCAGCCUCUUGACCUCAGGCUUUUUAUUCGAUGACUCUUUCUCUUCCCCCCAAUGUCACCUGACCCCCCCCUCCCCACCACCCGUCCGUGUCUUAUAUCAACACUUUCUUGUCUUCUCGCCCGAGCCGCUCGCUUGCCCCGUCUGCCCACGUGCGCCCCUUGGACUUGCCCCGUCUCGCGCCGGAUGUUCACACCUUACCCCCCCGUCUCCCGUUUGGGCAAGUCGCCUGUCGUCCGAGCCUAUCCACGAGCUGUGGGCUGCCCCGGUUCACACCCGACCCCCAUCUCUCACACCCCUGCCCCCUCUCGCUGUGGUCCGCACCUGGUGGUCGUGUUUUCCCGUCGUACCCCACACCCCCCCCACACACCCCACCGUGCCUACGCACCGUUGCUCCGCGUCUCGUCGAUGCGCUGUCGUCUUGUUUUUGUAUCCUGGUCUCACGUCUGGAGAAGUUACGGUUGUUGUGGGGGGUGGGUGGGAGGGAGGACGGUGGGGGGGGGGGCCAUAGCCAUGUCGUUUUAUUUGGGGCGGUGUGGCUGUUAGUUGACUGUAACGAUGGAAUUAAAUCUCACUUUGCUUUUGCGUCCAUUAGCGAGCUGCAACCGUUGCAUGGUGGGGGGUGGGGGGUGGGGGGCGGGGGGCGGUCGUCUUGCGACGAUGUCUGCGCUUUUUUUCUUCUUCUUGGUUCUUUCGGUAAAGUCACGUAGAAGGGGAGUAAUAAAAUAAUAAAAAUAAAACACAAUAAAAUCAUUCUCACGACGUUUCGGCCACAAUGCAAGCAGCCGUCUUCCGGUGAAAACCAGGUCUGUCGAGGCGACAGAGUCCGACUUCUACGUGACUUUACCGAAAGAACCAAGAAGAUGAAUCCCUGCAGUCACGAAAGCUUUAAAUCGAAAGAUGCCUGCGCUGUUCACCAACUCGGGUUUUCUCAGAAUCGACCCCAAGUGGAGGGGGGAUCGUGGAAAGCGCACAAACGACGGCGGAUUUCAACCCAGUGGCCCUCCGCUGUCCAACCACCACGCGGCCCCCCUCGGCCCUGCGAGCCCCGUCACGCCCGUCGUGCCGUCGUUGGGUCACCAGCCCGUGUCCAAUCGGCGCGCACGCUCGAUCCCCACCCGCCUCCCGUCGCCGCGCCCAAGUCGCCCGCAACGCGCCCCGUCUCGUUGGCUCCACGGGCGGCCUCGGCACAAUCGUCGCCAGAACCUCCCCCCCCACGCCGCGGCGGGAGCGGCCGCUUGCGCGUCAGCAUCGUACCACCCCCCCCCGGGGGGGUUCGCUCUCGUCUCUGCAAGCGGAUGCGGGCAGCUGUCUGCUCGCUCGCUCGUCACAAGUGACGCGGCUCUUUCAAGCGGCCGGGGCGAUUCUAUUUGUUGCUUAAGCGGCCUGACAGCGUUUCGUCGCGCGACGCGUUUUGUUUUUGUGAACUGUGGUCGUUCUAAUCGUGACGCGGGGGUGGUGAGCGGGGUUUGGUUUAGGGGUGAAGCUAACCGGGUGAGGGAGUAGCCGGACGCGGCCACGCUCCCCUCGCCGCUCCCCUCGCCGCUCACCCGCUCGCUCGGACGCGGGCAAAGCGUUCGCGGGGGCAGAGCGGGGUGGGCGAUGGCGACGCCGACGCCGCGCGGCGAUUUUUGAGAGUAGCCGGUCGCGGUGGCGCAGCUGACACACUGCAGGGCGUGGACCCGCAGCGGUGGGCGGGGGGGGGGCGCAGCUCACGUUGAGGGUGACGUGUUCGAUCCGGGGGUGGCGGGCAGGGCAAAGGUGCGCAGACGAGUGCCUGCCGUCGCCGCACGCGUCACUCGUGUUGUGACGGAGACGUCGACUGGUCGAGUCAUUAGUUUGCUCUCCACGGUGCCACUUAUAAAGCAGUGCAGCAAGUAGUUCUCAUCCAAAUGAUAAUUUACAAUUUUUCAGUUUGCUUCCUGGAUAAAGGCCGCCUCCGCUUGCCUUGGCGGCGGGGGGGGGGGUCACUUGGCAAUACUUCACCCGCACCUGGUCAGACAAUGUUGGCGAAAGGCUAGAGUGCCUCGCGAUCUGAGCGCUGCACUACGAACCCGGCGAAGGGCUAGAGUGCCUCGCGAUCUGAGCGCUGCACUACGAACCCGGCGAAGGGCUAGAGUGCCUCGCGAUCUGAGCGCUGCACUACGAACGCGGCGACCCGGGUGAAAUUUCCGCCCACGGCUACCUCUCUGGCCCAGCCCUGGGCCUCCCCUAGGUAGACUCGGCAUCAGAACGAGGAGCCGGUGUGCGGUGUGUAAACAUCGCCGCUGGAGACGACGUCUGCCGUGCCUGGUGUUUGGCCGCCCCUGCCACCUCCUCGUGCGCCACGGCCUUCAUCGGCGCUCGCUAACGGCACUUGCCCCAACAGUCAGUUCAAGGCUGUACGGGGGAAUCUUUGUCUUUGUGUUGGAACCUCGCGACCAAUUUCCGAUGCCGCUCGCCACCGAUGUUAGCCGCGCCCGGUAAUCUUUGCCGAGGGUCUCUGGGUUCGCCAAUCGCCGCGAGACGCCGCUAUGCAACUGAACAAAAUCAACUCGUCGCCACCGACCGCGGUCUAUCCACUGCGGGACCAGGGCCUCGUCCCCAAGGCCGCUGGCAACUGCAGCGUCAUCGCCCCAGGACCCGCACGCACGCAUUUGGCAUUUUUUUCUCACCGCGAAGGCGGCGCUCCGUUUCACAGGCGUAGUCUGUAAUUGUCUUGCGAGUGGCGGGCGGGCAGGCGGGGUUGCCAUGAAGACGCGGAACACACACAACGGCCUUCGCAAGAACUAAUUGUUGAAGUCGGUGGCACGGUCACUCCCCCGCCGCCCCCCCCCCCCCGCCCGUGUGACCGAUGAGGCUCGGUUGGUACUGCCCCGUGAACGCGCCGUGACGUCGCGAUGGAGACCCUCAACCCUCCUCCGCAGGGUAACUUUGAAGUGAUUUACAACAAAACUCAAAUGUCCGUCGUGAACGGAAGCUUUCCCCGACGCUUUGUCGGGACAGCGUGGGGUGGGAGAGGUGGGGGGGGGGUGGUGGUGAUGUCUGCCUGGGUCGCUACGCGGCCGCCCCCCACACCCCCCCCCCACACCCCCCUCCGCGCUGCUGUGCAAGCGAGCGGCUCGUAGAAUCCCCCGGGAUGUUGUGAGGCUUUGAUUUAAAGAUCUCGCGUGACCUUCGGCGGGGUGGCGGGGUGGGUGGGUCGCUGCGGUUAGACGCUCGUGCCGAUAGCACGAGCCAAAAAAAGUAUCUAAAGAACACCAAGUGAGGUGACGUUUCGGGCAACGGCCCUUCUUCAUGGAAUGAAAGGAGAGAAGCAUUCGCUCGAAUCGAUGCCUCCCGUUGUAAUUUGUUUUCUUUGUUUCGAGUCGCAGCGAUAUCGGGGAGGAGGAGUGAGCGCUUCGAAAAGUCUUGGUCACGUGUGCCCUGUGCAACCAGCGCUUGCCCCAACGCUGCAGCAGCAGCAGCAGCAUCCCAAAGCGACGAGUUGAGUGGUUGAGAUCGGUGCUUCCAGUACGCCCAUUGCCACCAGGCUGGUGAUGGUGAUGAUGACGGUGGCGAUGAAGGCCACCCUCCAAUAAGUAUAACCCGUAAAAACAAAGUUUUUCACAAAAAAUCCUUUAUAUGCGUGGCAUCGGGGCGGCUCAAGUCCUCUCGUCCUCUGGCUUGAGAUGGCUGCCACCUAUGGGUCAGAUGAUUGUGUGCCAGCAUUAACCAAUUGGUAAGUAAAUAUAAAACAAAUUCCCUAAACUGUAAAAUUUUGGAGAAAAAAAUUUCACGAAAAUAAAUUGUCACGCACAACGAGUCUGUGUGCAAAAUGUCAGCUCGAUUGGAUCACGGGAAGUGGGUUAAAAAACGACCGAAAGAUUUGCACGGUCCUAAGCAAGCAAGCAAGUGAACUUAAUAUAAAGGAUUUAAAAAGUAUAACCCGUAAAAACAAAGUUUUUCACUCAAUCCUUUAUAUGCGUGGCGGCUAGAGUCAUCUCGUCCUCUGGCUUGAGAUGGCUGCCACCUAUGGGUCAGAUGAUUAUCUGCCAGUAUUAAGCAAUUGGUAAUUAAAUAUUUAAUUUGUUUUCCCGAAAAAGUGUAAAAUUUUGGAAAACAUUUUUCACGAACAAUAAUUGUCUCGCACAACGAGUCUGUGUGCAAAAUGUCAGCUCGAUUGGAUCACGGGAAGUGGGUUAAAAAACGACCGAAAGAUUUGCACGGUCGCAAGCAAGCACGCAAGCACGCAAGCAAGCAAGCGAACUUAAUAUAAAGGAUUUAAAAAUGGGUCAAGAAGCACAUGUGGUUCCCCCUCCUGUCAGAAAUAAAGCACGUGGGUUUUUCGUUUGUCUUGUACGUA
Molecule: messenger RNA, 5777 nt
Organism: Lethenteron reissneri (Far Eastern brook lamprey)
Lineage: Eukaryota; Metazoa; Chordata; Hyperoartia; Petromyzontiformes; Petromyzontidae
Product: microtubule-associated protein RP/EB family member 1-like
Molecular function (GO): microtubule binding
Source: RefSeq, a predicted model, not a curated record